AUGUCAGUAGGGGUUCCAAUGGGAAUGAAUGUUCAGACCAUUAACUCGUUCUUCGGCAGAAUGUUACUAGGGCAACCGACGAGGAUCGAAUACACUGAAGAAGAGAGGCGGACUUGGGCGACUGUUUUUCGUGAGCUGACGGCACUUUACCCUACCCACGCGUGUAGGGAGUACCUAAGGAACUGGAAACUGUUGGAGGAAUGCGGGUACAGAGAAGACAACAUUCCACAGCUUCAAGACGUGUCGGAGUUUCUGAAAGGUCGGACUGGUUUUACCCUGCGCCCAGUGGCCGGGUACCUGUCGUCGCGUGACUUCCUGGCCGGCCUGGCGUUCCGUGUUUUCCACUGCACACAGUACAUCCGCCACGGAUCGGCACCGCUGUACACACCGGAACCGGACUGCAUUCACGAGCUGUUCGGCCACGUGCCCCUGUUCGCGGACCCAAGUUUUGCGCAGUUCUCCCAGGAGAUGGGCCUCUGCUCCCUCGGGGCGUCUGACGACGAGAUUGCCAAACUCGCAACGUGCUACUUCUUCUCCGUGGAAUUCGGUCUCUGCAAGCAGGACGGCGAACUGCGCGUGUUCGGUGCGGGCUUACUCUCCUCAGUUAGCGAGCUGCAACACGCGCUGACGGACAAGAGCGUGAAGAAGCCGUUCGAUCCGCUGACCACGUGCGAGCAGGAAUGCCUGAUCACGACCUUCCAGGACGUGUACUUCUACACGGAAAGCUUUGAGGACGCCAAGGAACAGAUGAGGAGUUUCGCAAGCACGAUCAAGCGUCCAUUCGCCGUUCGCUACAACCCGUACACACAGAGUGUCGACGUGCUGGACAACACACGCAACAUCGGCUAUCUCGUCAGCGAGGUGAAAGGGGAGCUAUGCAUCGUAAGUGAUGCGUUGCGGCGCGUGCAGCAGAUAGAGAAGGCGCGCAUGCGCGGAAAGGGGAUCGACAAGGCCAUGGAGAUGUCCAUUGACGAACACGUGGAAAACGGUGAACAGUCGGACGAAUCGGACACACAUACAGGCUAUGCGAACGGUGUGCACAAAUAACGACACGUUUGGUUCUAAUUCUUGAAUGUGACAGAGGAUAUUUACUAAUAUUAUUGAUUUCAUGUGAACAGUUAUUAAGAAAAGGUGUCGUUGUUGAAUGUGAUACGAUUGUAUUAAGAUCUAUUUUUAUUGUUAUUGAUUGUGAUGUUAUGCAUUUUUUCCUAGAAACGAAACAAAUGUUUGAAAUAAGCUCAUUAUUUUAUUAUUUUAAGUUGCUAUGUGGUAUUUGCGUGAAUUCAGUUAAACAUAAACAUAUAUGUGAACU
This is a messenger RNA of Dreissena polymorpha, 1312 nucleotides long. RefSeq names its product tryptophan 5-hydroxylase 1-like. Gene Ontology annotation, cellular component: neuron projection. Gene Ontology annotation, biological process: aromatic amino acid metabolic process. Gene Ontology annotation, molecular function: iron ion binding; tryptophan 5-monooxygenase activity. The record is from RefSeq and is a predicted model, not a curated record. NCBI's taxonomy places the organism in Eukaryota, Metazoa, Mollusca, Bivalvia, Myida, Dreissenidae.